AUGAUAAACCAUCAAGACUCGUUUUCACUAGACUCUCCAAUUGACUCCAUCGAAGACGCAAGGAUUAGUUUACCUGACUCACCUAGAUUAAUCCAAGAUCUUGGUCUCUCACGUCUUAAAGUUCCUGGCUCACCAAGAGCGUUCGUGCAUCCGAGGGCAUCUGGCUCACCGCGUUUUGGGUCACCCACGAGUCCUGUUUUGAUCGAUACUGCUGCACCGUUCGAAUCGGUCAAAGAAGCAGUUUCCAAGUUUGGUGGGAUCACAGAUUGGAAAGCUCAUAAAAUCCAAACAAUAGAGUUUGAAAUUUGUGAUGGAUUUUAUGAUCGUCUCCAGAGACGUAAGACGGUGGAUCAAGAGCUUGAGAAAAUACAAGAGGACAUGCCUGAGUACAAAAAACAAGCGGUUGUAGCGGAAGAGGCAAAGCAGCAGGUGGUGAUGGAGCUUGAGAGGACAAGAAGUGUCGUGGAAGAGCUAAAGCUCGUGCUAGAGAAGGCCGAGAAAGAGGAGCAACAAGCGAAACAAGACUCUGAUCUCGCGAAGCUGCGUGUGGAGGAAAUGGAGCAAGGAAUAGCCGAUGAUGCGAGUGUCGCGGCCAAAACACAGCUCGAGGUUGCUAAAACGAGGCAAUUAUCAGCGGUUUCCGAGCUAGGGAACGUAAGAGAAGAGAUAGAAAUGGUCUCUCAAGAGUAUGAAUCUCUGUUGAAGGAAAAAGAAUCGGCUGCGAAGAAAGCAGAGGACUCUGUUUUGGAAGCUAAAGAUCUAGAGAAACAGAUGACAGGUUUGACAAUAGAGAUGAUUGCCACAAAGGAGUUGUUGGAGUCAGCGCACGCGGCUCAUCUCGAAGCUGAAGAAAAGAAACUUGAGGCAGCCAUGGCUCGUGACCAUGACUUUUAUAACCGGGAGAAGGAACUGAAAAUGGUUGAAGACGAUAUCGAGAGGCUUAGACAAGAGAUUAAUGCGGCUGAUGAUGUGAAAAUAAAACUAGAGAGUGCUUCUGUACUACAGCAAGAUUUGAAAGCCGAAAUAGCAGCUUACAACGACUCAAACGAUAAGGGAAAGAGAAACAACAGUGACAUACAAGCAGCGGUUGAUUCCGCGAGGAAGGAGCUUGAAGAAGUUAAAGCAAACAUCGAGAAAGCGGUUUCCGAGGUGAAAACAUUGAAGAUAAUCGUUGGGUCAUUGCAGUCUGAACUUGAAAGAGAGAAGAAAGAUCUCUCAGAAACGAAACAGAGAGAAGCUAGUUCGAUUCAGAGAAACAGCGAAGAAGCAAGAGAGGAGAGAUGCGCAGAGAUAGCCAAGAAGUUGCAAGAAGCGAGCAGAGAAGCAGAGGAGGCGAAGUCACUUGCUUUAGCUACUGGAGAGGAGCUGAGAAAGGCGAAGGAAGAGUCAGAUCAAGCGAAAACAGGAUUCUCUGCAAUAGAAAGUCAGUUAAUCGAAGCAAAAAUGGUAAUGGAAGCUGCGAAAGCUUCUGAGAAGUUGGCUUUAGCUGCCAUAAAAGCGUUGCAAGAAACACAAUGUGCUAAUAAGAUUGAGGAUAUUAGUAGCUCACCAAGAAACAUAAUAAUAUCUGUGGAGGAGUAUUAUGAGCUAAGCAAGCAAGCACAUGAGGUAGAGGAGGCAGCCAACAGAAAACUAGCGGAGAUCGUUUCUCAAAUUGAGGUGGCUAAGGAAGAAGAAUCAAGAAUCUUGGAGAAUCUUGAGGAAGUGAACAGAGAAACAUUUUCAAGAAAGGAAGAGUUAAAAGAAGCAAUGAGGAAAGUCGAAAAGGCUAGAGAUGGGAAGGUUGGUAUGGAUCAUGAGUUGCGAAAAUGGAGCUCCGAAAAUGGAAAUAGGAGCCCCGAAGGAGGUAAAAAGGAGAAUCAUGACUUAAGCAAGUCGAAAUCGGCUUUACAUUCAGCAAGAUCAUUUGCAUUUGGUGAACAAGGAAGCAGCAACGUUGGAGAAAGUAGUAAUGUGGUGACACCUGAAACAAAGAAGAAAAAGAAGAGGUUUUCUUUGCUUCCUAAAGUCUUCAUGUUCUUGUCAAGGAAGAAACCAAACAAGUGA
Messenger RNA from Thlaspi arvense, 2046 nucleotides. NCBI's taxonomy places the organism in Eukaryota, Viridiplantae, Streptophyta, Magnoliopsida, Brassicales, Brassicaceae. The record is from the annotation of a GenBank genome assembly.